UCCACUCGUGCAUUUGAACAGGGCUUUACGAUGUCCAACUGCACGCUCAACCUCACCGACCCCAUCCUGACUCUACAAAAAGUCACGUCCAUUCCUAUGUUUGUGCUCGGGAUCCUGGGAAACAUCUAUGUGUUAGUGAAGUUCUGCCGGCGUCCCAAAACCCAAUGGACCUACAUGAACAUCUACAUCUCCAACAUGGUCGCCGCCGACUGCGCCCUAUUGAUCUUCCUGCCUGUUAAGAUCCAUUACUACAACCGGGAACUGGCAGGCGGUUUACAGAAACUCUGCAAUUUCGUUUUGUCGCUUUAUUACAUCAACAUGUACGUCAGCAUCUUCACUAUCACCGCCAUAAGUGUCGUACGAUACGUCGCUAUUAAGUAUCCGAUGAAAGCCAGGGAAAUUUUCUCCUGUCGAAGUGCUCUGGUGGUUUGCGCCGUCAUAUGGGUUACCAUUUGCUCCAUCAGUCCUGUUUACUUCGUAACUGACUCUAGUAACGAUAAGACCAUGUGCUUCCAGAGGGUCAAGCAAACCUUGUCGCUACAUUUCAUUUUACUGCUAAUUAUCGUCGGGUUUGUAUUGCCAUUUCUAAUCAUGCUUUACUGCUCGGCAAGAGUCAUUCACACUCUACGAAAACAACUGGACGUCGGAUCACGUUCAGAAAAGCUCCAAUGCAUGUUUAUCAUCAUGGCUAAUUUAAUCGUGUUCAUCAUAUGCUUCUUUCCGGUUCAUUUGGGUUACGUUGUUAAAUACAUUGUGCAAAAGGAGUAUGCAGAUCAGCUGGAUAACUACAGCUGCGAUUCGAAACUAAUAGCGCACAAUUUCCUGCACAGCGCAUUUUGCUUGUCGGAUAUGAACUGCGGUUUGGACUGCUUUAGCUACUUUUUUGCCACCAAAACGUCAUGGAACAUGUGCUGCACAAGUCAAGCCAAAAACGAAGAGAGUAGAUAUAACACAGUAUCAGAUUCUGAUGGCAAGUCUUAACCCUUGUGUACUGUUCAAACUGACUACCCUUUUGUUAUGUUGGGGGCUGUUUUUGCCCCAUUGACUUCCACCAACAAUCAAAAGCAGGGAUGGGCAAACUCGAUCCUGGAGGGCCGGUGUCCCUGCAUAGUUUUGCACCAACCCUAAUCAAACACACCUGCUUGUAGCUUUCUAGUGAUCUUGAAGACACUAAUUAGGGUGUUCAGGUGUGUUUGAUUAGAGUUGGAGCAAAACUCUGCAGGGACACCGGCCCUCGAGGAUCGAGUUUGCCCAUGCCUGAUCAAGAGUAUAUGAUUAUUUGCUGUCAUGGCUUAACAAUCAAAAAAAUGUCAUUAUAAUGGACGUCAAUGGGGCAAAAACAGCCCCCAACAUAACAAAAGAGUAGUCAAUUUGAGUGUAUUGUUGAAUAUUUGAACAUUUUCAAGGCAUUUUUUCCAAAAUAUGUGUCAAAAUAAGUUUUGUUACCAAAAAUUACUCCAUUUGCUGAAACACAGAGGAAGUUGUGGCCAAAUUAAGACUCAAAAUCACCCCAUACUGGAUGAAAACAACUCGAUAGCACAUAAGGGUUAAUUGUUUUUGCUAACUUUUAACUGUUCUUUUGUAAAAACUGUUCUCAUAACAAAUGGUUGCUAUAAUAAAUGUUUCUGCUCUUCACUCUUGAACUUUAGAUAUGUUUAGUUAUGAUUUCCUUGAAGGAUUGUUUGAUAUUUUGGGAUCCUGGUGGGUAGCCAACCUGUUAAGAGCUAGAUAUCAUUUCCCAAAACACUGCUACGACCCUAAAGU
This is a messenger RNA of Danio aesculapii, 1764 nucleotides long. RefSeq names its product G protein-coupled receptor 35, tandem duplicate 1 (gene gpr35.1). The transcript has 2 exons. Gene Ontology annotation, cellular component: membrane. The record is from RefSeq and is a predicted model, not a curated record. Bases 31 to 981 code for a protein of 316 amino acids. Lineage: Eukaryota; Metazoa; Chordata; Actinopteri; Cypriniformes; Danionidae. Gene Ontology annotation, biological process: positive regulation of Rho protein signal transduction; phospholipase C-activating G protein-coupled receptor signaling pathway. Gene Ontology annotation, molecular function: G protein-coupled receptor activity.